CAACAGCAGGUUUUGGAUGAAUGACUGGCUGUUUACAAGUGUGAUCAGUCAGAGGUAGGUUAAUAGAGAAAACAGUCCAACAGCGAUUAAAUCAGUAAAACAGAGCCGCACAAACGUGUCUUUGUGAUGUGCGGUCAUGUGACGUCAUCCUCCUCGCUGUAUAAUGGGGUGUUUAGAGGAUGUCGUAGAGUCCGAUGCCACAGCACGAGCGCUGCAUGAGACUUUAAUAAUAUGUUCCAGUCCAGGACAUGUGGACCAACAACUCACCGUUUAAAAAACGAGCAUCAGCGCUGUCGAGCAGCUUCAGUGACCUCUGCCUGUGUCCGGGCGGCGCACUCGCACGGGUCUCGAGGUAAACCAGUUACAGCAGCUGAUCUCGCGCUGUGACGCCUGAAAACAUAAUGCCACAGUUGUGCGGCCUCCUCAUCACACUUCUAUUUGUGGAGACAGUUGCUGAAAAAAAGUACUGUUGGUACUUUGAAGAAGAUUAUCCUGUGUACUUUGUAUGCAAGACAUAUGAAGACUGCUGUGGCACACAAUGCUGUGUUCGAGCUCUUUCUGGUCAGAGAAUAUGGUAUUUCUGGCUGCUGCUGAUAAUUGGCAUUUUGUGCUGCUGCAGUACUGGGUACUUCAUUCGCAGACGUGUCCACCCUUACCCUCCACCUGAGGGACCUGAUUUUAACGUGGCCUUCACCAGACAGCCCAUCAUAUCACCAGGAUUGCGUCAGGCUGGCUUUCACAAUUAUGGCGACUCAGAGACCGCAGUCAUUUCCACCGUCUACCAAGUGCAGACCCACCCGGGACACGUGACUGCAGUGUAUUCAGCCCUGCCGUCCCACUACAGACAGCCCCCUCCUUCCUAUGAUCAGGUCAUGCAGGACUCGCAGAAAAAAUAAACAGACCUUCAGCACAGUGAUUUUUCUUACUCUAUCUGUGAGGUGAAAGAAACAGAAAAAGCUCAACAACUCAGGCAUGACUGCAAGAAUUCAAAUGAACAAAACAAACUGUGCAAGUACAAAAACAAGAUGUUUUUCUCAGUAUACAAGACUGCUGGAGGUUUUGAGGUUCCUCAUCUGUGGAUGCAGUAAAAGUGCACUUAGUUUUCAAUGUCAGGACUUAAGAAUAUGUUUAUAAGCAUAACAGGUUACACAAUAGCUUUCACAUUAAAGGCAGAUCAGAUCAGUUUAACAAACUACUUUUAUAUUGUUCACUUCUAAAGAGAUUUUAUUUUGAUACAUAGAAACAGAGUGUUCUGACAUUAUUAAAUAUUUGUUCUACAUAAAGGGCAUUAAACACUUCCUGAAUGCUUAUAAAAUGUAAUUGAUUGAAUUGAUUUUUUUUUACAUCCCACGCAUCACCCAUAACCCUAAUAAAGUUUUAUUUUUAUCUUUG
Messenger RNA from Cyprinus carpio (common carp), 1392 nucleotides. RefSeq names its product WW domain binding protein VOPP1-like. Lineage: Eukaryota; Metazoa; Chordata; Actinopteri; Cypriniformes; Cyprinidae. The record is from RefSeq and is a predicted model, not a curated record. Gene Ontology annotation, cellular component: cytoplasmic vesicle membrane.